Molecule: messenger RNA, 9341 nt
Organism: Salvelinus fontinalis (brook trout)
Lineage: Eukaryota; Metazoa; Chordata; Actinopteri; Salmoniformes; Salmonidae
Product: substance-P receptor-like
Exons: 5
Coding region: 432-1763 (443 amino acids)
Biological process (GO): positive regulation of flagellated sperm motility; G protein-coupled receptor signaling pathway
Cellular component (GO): sperm midpiece; plasma membrane
Molecular function (GO): substance P receptor activity
Source: RefSeq, a predicted model, not a curated record
GAGCGCUGGAGAGUGGAGUCAAGUCUUGGAACAGCUCCUUUUAAGUCAUGUGUCUUUUUGCUGCGGUGGAGAAGAGGUGCUCCGUUGAACGCUAUGUACAAAGGAACACCUACAUUUUACGCGGAAUGGAGUCAACUUAAAUACACAUUAAUUUUCUUAUCCAAAUUCAAUUUUGAAUAACUGCGGAUUAUUCUAAAUGUUCUGUGUGUGAGCUGCUUCUUCAGUGAUCAUUGCAUCAUGUUACCAGUCUAAUUUAGGGGUGCCAGAUUCGUCAGGAUGGCAAUGCCGAAUAAAGUUUCAAUUGAAAGACAUCAGUAUUCUCCAAGAUGAUUUCUUACCAUUUAUUCACUCAGUAACUGGUUGAUUAGUGUACAUUUUAUAGGUGUUGCAUGGACUAACUAUAUUAUUGUCACCAGCAGAACACCAAAACAAUGGAUCCCUUGGUCACCACAACUGAUUUACAGUUGCCAAGCAAUUGGACCAACUCUUCAGGGGUCAAUGGAACUGAUCAGGACUGGAACCAGUUUGUGCAACCCGUUUGGAGAAUUGUGCUAUGGGCAUUCGCCUACAGUUGCAUGGUUACUGUGUCUCUGGUGGGGAACGUCGUAGUAAUUUGGAUCAUUAUGGCGCAUAAACGAAUGCGAACUGUGACCAACUAUUUUCUGUUGAACCUCGCGUUUGCUGAAGCGUCUAUGUCUGCCUUCAACACCGUUAUCAACUUCAUCUAUUCCGUGCACAACGAGUGGUACUUCGGGCUGAUGUACUGCCGCUUUCACAACUUCUUCCCCGUCGCUGCUGUCUUCGCUAGUAUAUACUCUAUGACUGCGAUAGCGGUGGACAGGUACACUGCCAUCAUCCACCCCCUGCAGCAACGCAUGUCAUCCACAGAGACCAAGGUGAUCGUGGGGGUGAUCUGGGUGCUGGCUCUGCUUCUGGCCUUCCCUCAAUACUACUACUCAAUGACCGAGGAGCUCCCUGGACGAAUCAUCUGUUACAUCGAGUGGCCCAAAUACACCGGCUGCGACUACAAGAUUCUGUACUACGUAUGUGUGACUGUGCUGAUCUACUUCCUGCCUCUGCUGGUGAUGGGCUGUGCCUACCUAGUGGUGGGCCUCACCCUCUGGGCCAGUAACAUACCUGGAGACUCCUCUGACCGCUACAAGGAGCAGCUCACUGCCAAACGCAAGGUGGUGAAGAUGAUGAUCGUGGUGGUGUGUACGUUUUCUCUCUGCUGGCUGCCCUACCACGUGUACUUCCUGCUCCACCUGUUCUUCCCCCUCCUGUUUGAGACGCUCUACAUCCAACAGGUGUACCUGGCUGUCAUGUGGCUGGCCAUGAGCUCCACCAUGUACAACCCUAUCAUCUACUGCUGUCUCAACGAUAGGUUUCGAGCUGGCUUCAAGCAGGCCUUCAGCUGCUGUCCCUGUGUCCCCGCCGGCUCCUACGAGGGUCUGGAGCUCAAGUCCACACGUUACCUGCAGACCCAGGCCAGCAUGUACAAGGCCAGCCGCAUGGAGACCAACGUGUCCACCGUGCUGCAUGUGGCCAACGACCUGGAGCCUCCCAGGUUUGGGGCCCUAUCUGUGGCCGGGUGUGGGUCCGAGGCGCGGGGGUUUAGCGGAGGGGGAGGGGGGUUGUGUGCGGUAGCGGCACCCAGGCGAUCCUCUCUGGACCUGACCUCUAACGGCUCCUCGUCCCGCAGUGUCCCCAAGAAUGUGUCGGAGACCUCCAGCUUCUACUCUAGCAAAAACCUGCCUGAGUAGAGAGGGGAGAGGAGAAUCAGGCACCGCUAAACACUCUAUCUCACUAUACCUGCCAAUGGGGGCUGUGUUUGUGUAUGUGUGUGCAUGCAUGCGUGUGCACAUAUAUUCCAUCCAUGUUUGUCUUUGACCAUUUACAAAAUGUCCUUUUUUUUAAUGUUGGGCAUCAAGUCUACCGCCUGUGGCUGAGGCUUGGUUGGUUCCCCUUCAGAGGGCAGUGUGCUUAUCCAGUGGUCCUUGGUUUAAACUAAGGCAGUAAGGCAUAUCUAGGGUACACUGCCUGGUACCUGCUAUAGCCCAGAGAGAUACUGUAAGGGCUGGGUUCAUGACUGGGUAACAAGAUUGGGUCAAUACAGGACAAGACUGGGUCAAUACAGGACUAGACUGGGUCAAUACAGGACUAGACUGGGUCAAUACAGGACUAGACUGGGUCAAUACAGGACUAGAUUGGGUCAAUACAGGACUAGAUUGGGUCAAUACAGGACUAGAUUGGGUCAAUACAGGACUAGAUUGGGUCAAUACAGGACUAGAUUGGGUCAAUACAGGACAAGAUUGGGUCAAUACAGGACAAGAUUGGGUCAAUACAGGACUAGAUUGGGUCAAUACAGGACUAGAUUGGGUCAAUACAGGACAAGAUUGGGUCAAUACAGGACUAGAUUGGGUCAAUACAGGACAAGACUGGGUCAAUACAGGACAAGACUGGGUCAAUACAGGACUAGAUUGGGUCAAUACAGGACAAGACUGGGUCAAUACAGGACAAGACUGGGUCAAUACAGGACUAGAUUGGGUCAAUACAGGACAAGACUGGGUCAAUACAGGACAAGACUGGGUCAAUACAGAACUAGAUUGGGUCAAUACAGGACAAGACUGGGUCAAGACAGGAUACAAUUGGGUCAAUACAGGACAAGGCUGGGUCAAUACAGAACAAGGUUAAUACAGGACACAGCACUAACUGAACCCGAUAACCUUCACACUAUCCACACACCUUCAACUAUCAGAAUGUAUCCAAUACUUAUCUAGCAAUUGACAUUUGCUUCUAAGGACCCACUCACCACACACACACAGUGGUGUAUGAGUUCAUAUUAUCACCCGUACUUCUGAAUGGUGCAUUCAUGUUUGAUUGCCGCUCCCGUGCUGGAAGCACAGUCAGUCCUCACAGUAUAGUGGUUUUCUCAGUUUGUCAGAAACAUAUGAUAACCUUGCCAUUCCUGUAGCAUCUCCUUAGCCCCUAUAGUGGAGCCCAGGGUUAACAAGCCCGCACUCCAUGGGACACACACUUUGAAACAGAUUAUUGUGGCUGAGUUGUGUUUAGCUGGUGGCCUGUCAGCAUGUAGACUUCAGGGGGAUAAUGUGGGAUAGAGCUGAACAAACAGACCCUAACCUGAACAGUGUUAGUCAGCUGUGUACAAGACAACAGGAGAGAAAAGUGGUGUGAUUACAGAGGCAGAGAACCUGCACUGUGAGGACUUCCUCUUAUACAGCAUGCUCUUAGUGACAGUAAAGGCUAGAUGGAUUGUGUUUUCGGGGAUGAUGUUAGUUCUUAUAACUAGCGAUGGGAAGAUGUGCCUGGAUACUUAGCAUAAUGCAGAUAUGAGAGGAAGGGAAGCAGCUUAGAGGCCAUGCUCUCUUUAUGAGACUUCUGGGUCUCAAAUGGAACCCUAUUCCCUUUACAGUGCGCUACUUUUGACCAGAGUCCUAUGGACCCUGUUCAAAAGUAGUACACUAAAUAGGGAAUAGGGUGUCAUUUGGCAUGCAACCUCUGUGUGAGACUGAGUCCAGCAGGAGGGAGCUAUUUUAGCUGUGUGUAAUGAUUCUUGAUGUGUCACAGCAGUUCCUGUCUACCCCGCCAUCUGAAACCCAACAAUGACACAUCAUAUGUUUGUAUGAUGUUCAGCACACACAUCCCCACACAAUCACACAUUCUCAAACAGACACACUGACACCCACAGUUGUUCACACAUCAGACAGAGGGAAACUCUUCUUCCAACACACACAUGCACAUGCAUGGGUGUGCUUACACACACACCCCCACACACACUUUGACCAGAGUAAAAUGAGCACAGUAGUCAUCUCAGAUCUCCGGCAGGUUUGAUGUGGAGUUUCAGCCUGGUAACACUAGGUCAACAUGAUCUAGAGGGCAGAGGGGACAGGAGGGGUAACAGAGUAACACCUGUUACUUCAUAUCUCUGGGCCUUGUAAGAGUGAGUUUAUUGGUAGUGUGGAAUAUACACUGAACAAAAAUAUAAACACAUCAUGUAAAGUGUAGGUCCCAUGUUUCAUGAGCUGAAAUAUAAUAUCCCAGAAAUAUUCCAUACUCACAAAAAGCUUAUUUUGCUCAAACAAUGUGCACAAAUGCAUUAACUUCCCUGUUAGUGAGCAUUUCUCCUUUGCCAAGAUAAUCCAUCCACCUGACAGGUGUGACAUAUCAAGAAGCUGAUUAAACAGCAUGAUCAUUACACAGGUGCACCUUGUGCUGGGGACAAUAAAAGGCCACUCUAAAAUGUGCAGUUUUGUCACACAACACAAUGCCACAGAUGUCUCAAGUUUUGAGGGAGCGUGCAAUUGGCAUGCUGACUGCAGGUAUGUCCACCAGAGCUGUUGCCAGAUAAUUGAGUGUUCAUUUCUCUACCAUAAGCUGCCUCCAACGUUGUUUUAGAGAAUUUGCCAUUACGUCCAACCGGACUCACAACAGCAGACCACGUGUAUGGCGUUGUGUAGGUGAGCGGUUUGCGGAUGUCAACAUUGUGAACAGAGUGCCCCAUGGUGGCGGUGGGGUUAUGGUAUGGGCAGACAUAAGCUAUGGACAACAAGCACAAUUGCAUUUUAUCGAUGGCAAUUUGAAUGCACAGAAAUACUGGGACGAGAUGCUGAGGCACAUUGUGGGGCAAUUCUUUUUUAAGGUGUCUGUGACCAACAGAUGCAUAUCUGUAUUCCCAGUCAUGUGAAAUCCAUAGAUUAGGGCCUAAUGAAUUUAUUUAAAUUGACUGAUUUUCUCAUAUAUGAACUGUAACUCAGUCAAAUCUUACAAAUUGUUGUAUGUUGUGUUUAUAUUUGUAUUCAGUAUAUAAUCUACUAUAUAAUCUACAAUAUAAUCUACUAUAUGUAAUAUAUCUACCAGAGACAGUAACUGAGGAGUGACAGUGCAGAAAGAAUAGUUAUCUAAUUACAAUGGGAUAAGUAGAUAUUCUACGCACCCAAUUAUUUACAUUUUAAUGGGAUGUUUUGUGUGUGUGUGUGCUUGCGUGCGUGUGUGUGUAUGUGUGUGUGUCUGCGUCUGCGUGUUGACAGUUACAUGUCUCAGUGGGCCCAGUAAUCUGUAAAACAGAGGCCAGGAUACACCAGACAUUCCAUUACUCCUGUAGACAGCAACUAAAUGAAACACGCCUUGCAACUGAUUAAUUUACCAUGGGGAACCAGGUAGGCUGUUAUUCUCUGCAAACAAGCUCUCCCAGGCACAGACACUAGUCUAGCUAAAAAGGCAUUGCUCUCUUACAGUUAGUCAGACAACAUACGGACUGAAUACUAAAACCAAAAAUAGACCAAACACUCAGUUUCAAAAUGCUGCAGAAUGUUUUUCCAUUUCAGAUGGCAGGUUCAAGUGGGGAUUUUGUCAAAGACAGGCAACUGAAUGCGUAAUCAACCGCUUUCAAAACCCACCUGUUAAUUGACAAUGUUCCAGGUUGGAUGGUAGGUUGUUUAAGAAAGCAGUGUUGGUUUUGAUCACUGUAGUGAUGGAGACAAUACGUUUGCCUUGUUCCUGUGGGCUGGGAGAGAGCUGGCACCAGGCUGACUACUCAACUGGGUGAAUGUCCUCAUCAGUGCCAUCACUCUUCAAUCACACUAAUUACCCACAAGAAAAGAGAGAGACUGAACAGAGAGAGAGACAGAACAACUGCACACACACAUUGAGAGAAGCACACAGGCAAAGACACAGGGUAAAAAGAGAAGAUAUCUCUUUUGUCGUAAGAGUAAUUCUAAAAUGGUGUGUCUGUGCAGAGGUAGUGUUUGUAUUCAUUAAAACGUGAGGCCCAGUUAGGUAAAAAAAAAAUGAAAAGAUGGUUGUAAGUGUGUGCAUGUGUGUGUGAUGUGUUUUUCACUUACCUGUAUGUAGGAGUCUACCAUCUACAUGAUGGACCCUGACUGCUGCAGCGCAUCAUGAGAUGUGCUUAUCUCUGCUACAGUGACCUGAGUGGUUACUGCUUUGAUGGUCCCAGCUGUACUGCUAGAUAGCAGCUCAUACACAGCUUAUAGUAUACCACAGUUACACUUGCGUUCCAAAUGGAACCCUAUUCCCCAUAUGGAAUAGGUAGCCAUGGGACGCACACACAGUGCUCUCUGAUACAGUGCUGAAUGAGCAGUUCAUAUGGUGUGUGGACCUCUUUGUACAUAGUACAGUUAUGUUUGGGAUGUUCUUUAUGUACAGUAUAACAUUGUUGUUUCUUUGAAAUGUAAUUGUCAAUCAUACCAGUUCACUUCCUACUGUAAUGUUACAAACACUUGCUUGUUUGCUACUAUACAUGGCUUGGCUUGUGAGGUCUGUGUUGAUCGCUGUUGUACAUUUUGUUUUGAAUGUAACUGUCGAGCUCGACAUCACAUGAAAGCGGUUGAAAAUAUUCAACUAUUACAGCUGCUGUGAUGGGGUUUACAAGCUGUCAGAGGAAGAAAUGGCAUGAUGCAACUUUGAUCUCUCUAUUGCAUUAAUCUAUCAAAUGGAUUUCUCUUGUCAGGCUGUUGACCUCCCUGAGGCACUGUUGAACAUUUCUGAUACUUUGUCUGACAACUACACUGACUGAACUAUUAGCCCAGUAGGCAGCAUCCAUGGGGGAGGAUCUCUGUUACAACACAACAUGUAUCACAGGCCAGUGCCAUAUAGCGGAGUCUCCUCCUCUGGCUACUAUCAGCAACUAUAUCCCAAAUAUCGAGAACCCUCUUGCAGUACAUUUUUUCGUGGCUGGGGGAGGAUUCUAAACAGAAUGUUGCACUGUAUUAAAGUAUCACUUUGAUAUUUCAUGCGUUCAUAUGUGUUAUUAUGUGUAAUUUCAGACAUGUGUUUCAUUUGUAUAUCUUACUCUUGUUGGGAGUUAUUAUGUCAGCAUUGUGAACGGUACUUAUUACAGUAUUAUCAAUAUAUUUUUUAACAGGAUUCAUUAGUAAAACAAUCCAAGGUAUUUACAAAGUCAGUAUUAUUUUACACUCAACCACUAUCUCUGAUCUACAUUAUCAGAUGUUUUGUGGAGUUAGUUUGCCUUUUAAAGUGUAACUAUAUUGUUCGUUGUUUUCAAGGUACAGCUCAAUAUUGUGUUAAUGUUAUGAAUAAAUGUUACCUUUUAUUGGAGCUACCUUUUUAAUUCACCAUCAGUUUGGCAGGAAUAGUGUACCCUGUAGUAUUUAUUAUGGCUUCACACAAAUAAUCUAACAAUGUUUCAGUGUAGAUAAAGUUUAAACAUCAAUUCAUAACGAAUACAUCGAAAGCAAACCUGCAGACCUUAGCAGAGAAACAGCACCUUUAGCUAAAUAAUGUUGGGGAAUCACUAAAACAUCACAGGCAAGUUAGCUCUGGGAGCAGCACGGUCUGGUCUCUACCUCAUUGUAAUUCCUGACCUUCAGUUGAGUCCUCACCAGACAGAGGAGAGGAGAGGAGAGAAGAGGGAGAGAAGAGGGAGCAGUGAGCUAAGCGCCUCGUGUCAGAUUAAGAAUAUUUGUGUUUGGACUGGACCUUUGUUGUCUGUCUGUGAAAGGAGAGUAGAGGACAGUCUGUGCGUAUUAAACUCCAAUCUAUCUGCAUGGGCCUGGCCAGAGUCUGGCUGUCCACAUCUCUGUAGACCCGUCUGAAAAGGAGUGACUCAUAGGCCAUGUACUUUAUCUGUAAGUAAGUGUAGGUUCCAAAUGGCACCUUAGUCCCUUCAUAGUGCACUACUUUUGACGAGAGCCUAAUGUGCCCUGGUCAAAAGUAGGGCACUAUAAAGGGAAUACGGUGCAAAUCACAGACAGGGGCUUGGCUGUCCGGAAGCAGUUUGUCUUAGAAUCAUCUGACCAUAACAAAGGUUUCCAUCCUAUUUCAAGGAAAAUAUAAGAAUAGACCUGUAAGAGCAGUCCUGCAUGGUUGUAAAGCGAUCAAGUCGCAGCCCAAUACUUCAAUUGCCUUGGUGACGAAUGCAUUAGGAGAUAGAAGUGAAGUUGACAGAUAUGAGCAGAAUAGGCAAUGAGAUACAAAAUGAUAUUGACAGCAUGAAGAGAUUGAAAGAGAAGAGGGAGACAGAGAGACUGACAGAGGGGAGGAGGCGGUGAGGGAGUAUAGAGGAAUUCAUGCUGAGAUUGAUUAUCACGUUGGGCACCAACACGGUGGCUCCCGACGGAUCUGCAGCUCAUGUAAAUAAAUCCAGAUUUUCUUCAUUCACUCAUCUCACUUCUUCUCAAAAGCAUAUCACCUCACUCGAAGAGAGAGGCAGGAGGGAGGGGGGGUCUGAUAGAGAGAGAUAGCCAAUAGACAACUUGAGUGCACUAGCUAGAUUCUUCAACGAUCACCCCUAGAGAAGGAGUGUGUGUGUGUCUUUAGCGGCCUGAGCAGCCGUGCAGUGAUUAGUGUCGGUGUGAGUGGCAGGUGGUAGGAGAGCAGUAAGGGGAUUGUGAGAAGCUGCUCUCCACUGAGACUUUGUUUCACUCCACUACAUGACUGUUACUUGCCAAAGGAUACCGAUACUACCGUUACCCUUGUUUACACUGAGCUGCACAGAGGUCAGAACGCAAUCAUGGUUACAUUAACACACCGUGGAGCCGGCAUGAGAUAUGGUUCGGAAAACGUACCUCAAUGCAGGGAGGGAUAUGGCACUGUACUCCAAAUUUGACCUUUAUCCACACUGCUCCAUUGAGAAGAUUGAAAUACUGCUUGUUUUCCUGGAAAACGGCCCUUUUCGGCCUCAUGCUAGCUAGCAGUAGCCACAGGAGCCAUUAUGGAAUGGCACAUUGCAUUGAACAACAAAAGAGUUGAUUGGCUGACACUGCCAUUCCAAAAUUGCUGCGGUGGCUACUGCUAGCUAGAAUGAGGAAGUAAAGGGCAGUUUUCUGGGAAAAUAUUCAGUAUUUCAAUCUUCUCGAUGUAUCAGUGUGUACAAAGGUCAACUUUUGAGUACAGUGGCAUAUCCCAUCCCUGCAUUGAGGUACGUAUUCCGACCCAUAUCUCGUGAUGGCUCCACAGUGUCUUAAUGUAACCAUGAUUGCGUUCUGACCCCAGCACAGUUCACUGUAAACAAGAUUGUCACUGUCUUGCCUGCCUGCUAGGGUUCUCGUGCUGCUUUCCUUUAUCAAGCACAUCAUCUCCCAUUAUCAUACAAUAUUGUGCGAUCACACAGUGUAAGUGGAUCUUCUUAUGUUCGUACCAGUGUCCGCCCUUCCUUCCUCUCUCUCGUCUUGAUGUGCAUAAGAUGGGACUUGAUCCGAGGGUCGUUAGACGAUAUUUCUCUCUUCAGAUGUUCUGCUCUGAUUGUCAUAAGGGUUUCCCCUGUUGUGGUUCACUCAAACGAUGUACAUACUGUACAUUUAAAUUCAACAACCACCAAUAAAGGCUCCUUUUGUUGAGACAAA